Molecule: messenger RNA, 2948 nt
Organism: Musa acuminata AAA Group (dessert banana)
Lineage: Eukaryota; Viridiplantae; Streptophyta; Magnoliopsida; Zingiberales; Musaceae
Product: probable serine/threonine-protein kinase WNK9
Exons: 7
Coding region: 376-2667 (763 amino acids)
Biological process (GO): intracellular signal transduction; protein phosphorylation
Cellular component (GO): cytoplasm
Molecular function (GO): protein serine/threonine kinase activity; ATP binding
Source: RefSeq, a predicted model, not a curated record
UCUCUCUCUCUCUCUCUCUCUGUAUGGAGAAAAAAUAUGGACUAUGUUGUGGUUUGAGUUGCAAAAAUCUUCUUCUUGUUUGGUGAAUCUCCCUCAGCCAAUCUCCCAAACACACCACCCCCUUUCUCCCUACCUCAUUUAAGCUUUCUCUAUAUCUACAAGUUAGAUUCCCUGCUCCCAUUUCCUCCCCCCACCCAUCAUCCUUCACCUACUCUGCCUGCAACUCCCACAUCUCCUCCUCCAUCCUCCACCCAGCUGUCAGAGAUCAGAGUUCUGCAACUGGUGCCUGGGUGCAGCUCUCUCUCCUUCUGUUUCCCCUUACAUGGUCCUUCCAGGAAGGAAUCAGCAAACACAGGCUGUAGGAGGACAAACAGAAUGAUGGAUGGUAAAGUCCAACACCCAGAUUACCCUGACUUUGUUGAGGUUGAUCCCACCGGAAGAUAUGGCAGGUACAAUGACAUCCUUGGCAAGGGGGCAUCGAAGACAGUUUAUAGGGCUUUCGAUGAGUAUGAAGGGAUUGAGGUUGCCUGGAACCAGGUGAAGCUGUAUGAUUUCCUGCAGAGCCCUGAGAACCUGGAGAGGCUGUACUGUGAGAUCCACCUUCUCAAGACCUUGAAGCACAAGAACAUUAUGAAGUUCUAUACCUCCUGGGUUGACACCUCUGAGGGUAACAUCAAUUUUGUCACUGAGCUGUUCACCUCUGGCACUCUCAGGCAGUAUAGGCAAAAGCAUAGAAGGGUCAAUAUCAGGGCAGUGAAGCACUGGUGUAGGCAGAUUCUUAGCGGCCUUCUCUACCUCCACAGCCAUGACCCCCCUAUCAUCCACAGGGACCUCAAGUGCGACAACAUCUUCAUUAACGGGAAUCAAGGCGAGGUCAAGAUCGGUGAUCUUGGCCUCGCUGCCAUACUCCGGAAAUCACAUGCUAUCCAUUGUGUAGGCACACCGGAAUUUAUGGCUCCGGAGGUUUACGAGGAGGAAUACAAUGAAUUAGUAGACAUAUACUCAUUUGGGAUGUGUGUCUUGGAGAUGGUCACUUUUGAAUACCCGUACAGUGAAUGCACCCACCCCGUGGCAAUAUACAAGAAAGUCAUCUCUGGGACGAAACCCGAAGCAUUGUAUAGAGUGAGGGAUCCUGAGGUUAGGCAAUUUGUUGAAAAAUGCCUUGCCACAGCAUCCAAGAGGCUUUCUGCAAGGGAGCUGCUUGAUGAUCCCUUUUUACGAGUUGAUGAUCUUGGUUCGACUUAUGAUGAUGGACACAUUAGCACUAUGGGUCAUAUUCUGAGGCAACCUUCCCUUGAACUUAUUCAAAGUAACGGGUCCUUGUUUACCAAUGAGUUCUCGAAUAGUUUCCAUAACGAAACAGAAUUGAUGAAUGGUUGGGACUAUGAUGCCGCCAAUGUGCAAGUGCACAGAAAUGAACUAUUCAAUAGCUACAAAGAUGAGCAACCUUCUAAUGUGGACAUUACUAUUAAGGGUAAGAGAAGGGAAGACGGGAACAUCUAUUUGAGGCUAAGGAUUUCAGACAAAGAUGACUGUGUACGAAAUAUAUAUUUUCUCUUUGACGUUGAAGCUGAUACUGCAUUGAGUGUCGCCACAGAGAUGGUAACAGAAUUAGAUAUAAUUGAUUAUGAUGUGACAAGAAUAGCAGAUAUGAUCGAUGAAGAGGUGGCUUCUUUGGUACCAGAGUGGCAGCCAGGUCCAGGAAUAGAAGAAUUUUCAGGAUUUCCUACAACUACCUUCUGCCAGAAUUGUGCCCCCAAUGUUUCAUCAUGUGUUUCACUUCUAGACUAUCACUCGUUGAAAAAUCCAUGCCACGCUAACAUGAAAUCAGUUGACUGCUGCCACUUUGACUGUGCUGAAAUGCAUGGCCGAUUUGAGGAGAUAACAUACCAAGUUGAGGAAACUGAGCUUUGUGUGACUGAGGGAGCACCUAUGCUAUCGACAAGCCAAUCAGAUGGACCUGAUGUUGGCUCUCUAGCAUCAAGGUCUAAUCACUCUGACGAAGAGUGUGAACAAUUGGACCCGACAGUGAAGGAUGAAAAGGUUAUAUACAUGGAUGACUACAAAAGAAGAGACUCGAGUCAAUCUUCGGAUCAAUUAUACUCAGGAUCUCACCAGCAACAGUGUGCUGAUUUACCAGAAUUUAGUCACCAGUUUACAAAAUCCAGUAAACUCGAUCAUUGUGAAAAUGAGAUCAGACAGGACCAGAGAUGGCUCAAGGCAAGGUACCAAAUGGAGCCACAAGAACAAAGCCAUCAACAGUUAGGAGGAUCGGAAAGAGAAUUGCAUCCAUCCCUAGAGUCUGGCAAUGGGGAAAGAAGCAAACAGAAUGGAUUUUCAGGUUCCUCACUUCUUAAACCUUUACAUUUUCCAGAUGAAAAUUUGACGAUGAAGUCCUUCCAUUUGGGGAAACAUAAUUCAUUCCAUAUCCCUCGAAGUGACACAGACAAGGCCACCAUGAUUAAUAUGGUUCCUGCUGAUGUAACUUCAGGGUUUCGCUCGAGAAAAUGCACCAAUUUGGAAUCACCAAGGGAUAGAAAUUGUGAGGUGAACUCCACAGGCUGCACUGAGCUUUUUUUCGCAGCAAAGAACUUUUAUGCUGGAGCCGUCAUGCCAAGUGCUCUCACCAGAACUAAGUCGCUCCCUGUUGAUGCCGUGGAUGCUUAGUAUGUAUCAUUAUUUUUUACAUCCACACUGACAGAUUGUAUAUUACUUAAGCUGAACUUUCAGCUGUUCGCCUGCAACUAUUGUGCAGGAUUGGUGAGCUGAAGUGAAAUGUCCUGUUGUUGUGUAUCCUUUCAUGAGUCCAUGUAACUUUAUUUAUGCGAGAGGACAAUCAAAGAUUGUAAUCUUUAGGAAGGCAUACUGCAAUAUACUAACUUAUGUAACAUCAUAAGAUUUGCCCAGGGGCAUGAGAAACAUUCAACUGAGUUUAUUGAUUCUGUUCA